Molecule: messenger RNA, 6968 nt
Organism: Anoplopoma fimbria (sablefish)
Lineage: Eukaryota; Metazoa; Chordata; Actinopteri; Perciformes; Anoplopomatidae
Product: mucin-19-like
Exons: 44
Coding region: 20-6775 (2251 amino acids)
Cellular component (GO): extracellular matrix
Molecular function (GO): protein binding
Source: RefSeq, a predicted model, not a curated record
UCCUGCAGCAUCAGGCAGCAUGACCUCACAGCGAUGGAUGCUGGCAUUUUGCUAUUUUUUGGCCUCAGUUUUUGGCACAGGGGAAACCGUCACCACAACAGAUACUCAGAAAUACACUUGCAGGACAUUUGGCAGCGGGGUCGUCCAGCCUUUCAAUGGGUCAAGUUUCUAUGUUCCAUCCAACUGCCCGUUCACACUCACACGCUUCACCCACAACCGGGUGGGAUGUGAUCUCAUCAUACGGCGAGGGGACAACGGGCUGUUGGUCCAAGUGGAGAUCCUCAUCAACAAAGUCAGGACAGUUGUGCAGAAUGGAAGCAUCCUGGUGGAGGACAAAAGUGUUUCCCUUCCAUACGACCACACCUACCAGCAUAUCUUUCAUUACGGCAUCUACACUAGACUGAGGAGCUCGCUGCUUCCUCUAUCUGUCACCUGGCACAAUGUACCUGGAGGAAUAGACACUGUGUGGGUGGAGCUGGAGCAAGAGCUGAGCACCGAGAUGUCUGGACUGUGUGGAAAACACAACGCCCCAGGCAACAAGCAGCAGUUGAUCACAGAGAGCGUGCUUGCUGAGGACACAUGUCAAACCCGAGAUCCUGUCUCCGCUAUAAAUCCAGUAUGCAGAGAGUUCUUUUCCUACACUUUGGAUUGUCUGCAAGCCAGGACGCCUCACUAUAUCCAACUCUGUGAAGAGAACAUUUACAACCAUGAAACAAGCAAAUACAUCGGCUGUGCUUUCUUCAAAGAAGUUGUACAACAGUGUGGAGACAGAAGCUAUGCCUGGCACGUGUGGAGAACUAUAACCAAAUGUGUGGAACCGGGUUGUCCAGGAGACCUGGUUUAUGUAGAACAGGGUCCGGCCUUUGUUCCCUGCUGCUCCAACCCGAACCCCAUAUCCUCCAACCAGGAACUCACCAGCUCCUGUGUCUGUUCGGAGGGUGAAGUGCUUAAUGAUCGCGCGGAUGGCUAUCACUGUGUCAGCGUGUCCAGCUGCUCUUGUGUGUUUGCUGGCAAGAGCUAUUCAACCGGAGACGUACGAAGCACCAAGUGUCAGUCAUGUUUGUGUGACAGUGGGAAAUGGCUAUGCUCAGAGAACCUCUGCCCUCCCAGAUGUCUCAUCGAAGGCCAGUUUGUGACAACAUUCGAUGGCAAACAAUAUGCCAUCCCUGGCAAAUGUACAUAUGUGGCUUCACAGGGUCUCAACUGGACAAUAGUAAUAGUGUUUUCUGAAAAGGCACCCUCUCUGACAACAGUUAUUCUUCAGCUUUUUCAGGAAACGUAUAUAUUCUUACAGAACAUGGUUAAAUUCAGAGGAGAGGAGAUCACUGAACUUCAUCAGUCUGAUCAUGCUCUGGUUUUUUGGCGGUCCUCCAUGUUCGUCCAGGUCCACACAUCCUUUGGUAUGAAUUUCCAAGUCCAGUUGUAUCCUGAAAUCCAGCUGUACAUCACCCCACCCAGAAACGACACUGGCAUGAUCUCAGGUCUUUGUGGCAACAGCAACAAUGACACCACAGAUGACUUCACCACCAGCAGCGGGAUCAUCGAGAACUCAGCUCAACCAUUCACUCAGUCCUGGAGUGUGGGUGAUUGUGAAGUGAACAUACCCAAGACCUGCAUCAACACUGACAAUGAGAUAUAUGCUGAAGGAAAGUGCUCUGUGUUGAACGACCCAACGGGGAUAUUUGCUAAGUGUCACGGUCAUAUCCCAACUGAUCACUACCACACGGCUUGCAUCCAAAGAACAUGUAACUGUGGCAGCAGUCUGCAGCAGUGCUUCUGUGUUGCACUUGGCAGCUAUGCCAAAGCCUGCGCCAGUCUGGGUGUUGCAAUCGGUGACUGGAGGAAAGCCACAAACUGCACUCCGAAAUGUCAGAAGAACCAAGAAUUCUCCUACAACACGCAAGCCUGCAACCACACCUGCCGUUCUCUGUCUGGCCCUGACCUUCGCUGUUGGCUGGACGACGAUCCUGUGGAGGGCUGUGGCUGUCCGGACGGAACUCACCUGAACCAAGGACAAAUCUGUACCCCAAAGUCAGCGUGUGUUUGUCAAUAUCAUGGCGGUACAACAGCCCCGGGGUCUGUCGUUAUCGACGGACGACAGUGCAUCUGCGAGAAUGGAGAGCUGCACUGUUCUAAGGAUUGUGGGUGCAGAAAUGGGAAGGUUUGUGUUCAUUGCUCCGAGAACCCAGUUAACACAGCUCAGAAGACCUGUGACUACAUUAGCAAACCAACGGGUGCCAAUAUGACCUGUGAGAGUGGCUGUUACUGCCCACAUGACCAGUAUGAGGACCAUAAUGGAAACUGUGUUUCUCUGGACAACUGCACCUGUGUGUACAGUGGCAAAGUAUUCAGUGCAGGACAGCACGUCAAAACCAACUGUAAAACAUGUAUCUGUGGUCAGGGUCAGUGGCACUGCAAAGACGAGCCUUGCCCUAAGCAGUGUCAAGUUUACGGAAACGGACACUUCCAGACCUUUGACUCCAAAUGGUACCGCUUUGGUGGACAAUGUCAGUACACACUUGUAGAGGAUGACUGUGGAAAUAGAAACGGCUCCUUUUCUGUCAGAGUGGAGAGCGUCCCCUGCUGUGAUGAGGCGCUCACCUGCUCUCGCUCCAUCAUCCUCGACCUUCAGGAGGAAGUCACCCUGACACUGAGCGACAUGAAGGUGACCAGACGCCUCCAUAAAGGCUGGACUCCGCAGGUAGAUUCACUUUACUCCACACACACUUUGGGACUCUACAUCGUAAUCUCAGUGCCAAGCAAAGGAAUAACUCUCAUCUGGGACAAACACACCCGGAUCACCAUAGAGCUGCAAGCAAACUGGAGGAACCAAGUUUGCGGCCUCUGUGGAAAUUUUGACUCCAAUGAGAUGAAUGACCUACUGAUAAGUGGCUCAGCAGUGGUGUCCAAUCCCAUGGCAUUUGGCAACAGCUGGAAAGCCACCACACCUCCAUGCUCUGAUGUGACCACUGAGAUAUUUCCAUGUGAACGCAACUCCUACUGCUCAGCCUGGGCCCAGCGGCGCUGUAUGAUCAUUACAGGAGACACAUUCAAUGAAUGCCACUUAAAAGUGGAUCCAGAUCCCUACUACCACGCCUGUGUACAGGAGUCCUGCUCCUGUGAGUUUGAAGGGAAGUUCCUUGGCUUCUGCACAGCUGUGGCAGCCUACGCAGAGGCUUGCAGCGACCAGGAUGUGUGUGUAAAAUGGAGGACACCUGAUUUGUGUCCGGUCUACUGUGACUACUACAACGAGCUGGGGCAGUGUAGCUGGCACUAUGAAGCCUGCGGUGAGAUGCUAAGCUGCAGCAAAGACAACUACAUCACUCACAAGCUGGAAGGCUGCUACCCCAGAUGUUCAAAGGAGGAGCCAUACUAUGAUGAAAAUACUGGUGAAUGCACUAAAUUGAGAAACUGCACCUGUUAUUUUAAUGACACUAUCAUUCAACCUCGGGCAGUGGUAAUGAUACAGUCCAUUGAGUGCCGCUGUGAAAAUGGAACAAUAAACUGCCCACCUCCCUUUCCUCCAUCCACCACCACACCUGCCACCAAUCCUACAUCAUCCACCACCUCUACACCAACAACUACAACUUCCUCAACUACGGCUGAAACAUGGUCAACUAAGCCACCCACCACCUCUUCACCAAUGACAACCAUUACCAAUGUCUCAACUACUACUGAAAAUUGGUCAACUGUGCUUUCCACCACCUCUACACCAACAACUACAACUUCCUCAACUACGGCUGAAACAUGGUCAACUAAGCCACCCACCACCUCUUCACCAAUGACAACCAUUACCAAUGUAUCAACUACUACUGAAAAUUGGUCAACUGUGCUCUCCACCACCUCUCCACCAACAACUACAACUUCCUCAACUACGGCUGAAACAUGGUCAACUAAACCACCCACCACCUCUUCACCAAUGACAACCAUUAACAAUGUCUCAACUACUACUGAAAAUUGGUCAACUGUGCUCUCCACCACCUCUCCACCAACAACUACAACUUCCUUAACUACGGCUGAAACAUGGUCAACUAAACCACCCACCACCUCUUCACCAAUGACGACCAUUAACAAUGUCUCAACUACUACUGAAAAUUGGUCAACUGUGCUCUCCACCACCUCUCCACCAACAACUACAACUUCCUUAACUACGGCUGAAACAUGGUCAACUAAACCACCCACCACCUCUUCACCAAUGACGACCAUUAACAAUGUCUCAACUACUACUGAAAAUUGGUCAACUGUGCUCUCCACCACCUCUCCACCAACAACUACAACUUCCUUAACUACGGCUGAAACAUGGUCAACUAAGCCACCCACCACCUCUUCACCAAUGACGACCAUUACCAAUGUCUCAACUACUACUGAAAAUUGGUCAACUGUGCUCUCCACCAACUAUUCACCAACAACUACAACCACAACUGUAUCCUCAGUACCCCCUACAGAAAUGACUAACGCAACUCAAGUCACUACUAGCUCACCCAACACAACUGGAAUGAGCACAAGUCCUUCAAUGACAACUGCUGCCUCAACCCAGCUUACAAUGAUAACUAAUAACACUGCAUCAACCACAGUACAGACGACCGAAACAGAGUUACCUACAUUUGAACCUACUAGCACAGUGCUAACCACUACUACUUUAUUCACCAGCAAUUCAACAACAUGGACAACAGAAUCAAAACCCACAGUUACGCCAACAGAAACCUUCUCAACACAACCAACAACAACGCAUAGUCAGCCAACAGCAACAACACUUCAAUCAACCCAUGCUACAUCAACUGAAUCCUCUGGUACAACUGCAGUAGUCGUCACAUCUAACCUUUACACAAAUUCAACCACUCAAACCAAUGCCAGAGUCUUAGAAGCAACAACGUCUGAAUUCACGACGAUGCCACCAACAACAAAUACCACUGAGAUUUCAAGCUCAACCAAGGUGUGUGAGUGUAUAGACCUGAAGAGGAGAAAACGCUGGGGUUGCGGGGAGAUGUGGACAGAGGACUGCUUCCAUAAGACCUGUGCAGGUGGGAAGAUAGAGUUGAAUUCAGUGGUUUGUCCGGAGUCUACAAUUCCCAACUGCCCCAGAGACCAGUACACAAAAGUCUCGGAUGGAUGCUGUGAAACAUGGAAGUGUGACUGUCGCUGUGAGCUAUAUGGGGACCCCCACUACAUCUCUUUUCAAGGUGUAAACUUUGACUUCCUGGACGAAUGCACCUACAUCCUGGUGGAGGAGCGGUCACCACGUCAUGAUCUGACCAUUGCUGUGGAAAACGUAGACUGUAUAGCAGGCCUCCCAGGCUCCUGUGUUAAAAGCAUCAUCUUGAAAUAUCAGAACAAUAUAGCCACACUCAGUAUCCUUUCAGAUGUGUUUGAAGUACAGGCCAUUCUGAACAAUGUGACCAUAGAGCCGCCAUAUGAGGAGCAUGGGUUUAGGUUUGAGACCACAAUGUACACAGUGGCGAUCUACCUCCCAGAGAUCCGCUCUUAUGUCUCCCUAAGUCCGUCCUAUACCCUGGUGGUCAGUCUGGCCAUGGAGCACUUCCUCAACAACACCCAGGGACAAUGUGGUGUAUGUGGUGUUGGAUCAUGUAUCCGUAAAGGAGGGCAGAUGGAGGAAGACAGCUGUUGUGAUAAGACAGCUUAUGACUGGGUGUAUGAAGAUCCAGAUAAACCUUCCUGUGCUUCUGCACCGAGGGACAUACUUUGUUACACAUCCACCACAGAACCCCCUUCCACAACCACUUCCAAGCCUUGCCCUGCGAGCCGUCUAUGUGAGCUGCUAGACCACCAAGUCUUUUCAAAUUGCAGCAAGUACGUGAAUUUGAAACUUAAAAAGAAGAACUGUGAGUUUGAUUCAUGCAGGAGUGGUCCUUGCUCUUCACUAGAGCAAGCUGCUACGGAAUGCAGGAUUAAUGGUGUCUGUGUUGACUGGAGAGCACUGACUGAUGGAAGCUGCAAUGUGACUUGUGCAGAUGGAUUGGUUUACAGCGAAUGUCGUGACAAGCUAGAUGACUUCUGCUAUGGAGGAAUGCUUUAUCAAGGAGGCUCCCUGGACCGCAACAGAGAAGGCUGUUUUUGUCCCAGCGGCCUCAUCAAGGCAGGAAACCACUCAAACAUCUGUGUGUCGGAAUGUUCCUAUUGUAAAGGACCGAUCGGUGAGCCCAAACUGCCUGGUGAGAUGUGGAGGUCCGGCUGUUACCUGUGUACAUGUAACAACCAGACUCGCACAGAGGAGUGUGUUCUUAAACCUGAGCCAGCUCCGAUCUGUAGCUCCAAGUCUAUACUGGUAAACAGCCCUUGCUGUAAAGCGAUUUGUGUUGAGAAGACAUGCAUUUAUCAUGAACAAACAUACCAGGUAGGAGACAGAUGGAUGGAUGCCGCCCAUCCCUGCACUUCAUUCAAUUGCAGCAAAGAGGGUAUUCAGACUGAGACUAGAGUCUGUCCCAGUGACAUGUGUCCCGAGGAGGACAGAAUUUGGGACGACCAACACUGCUGCUUUUCAUGUAACCAGAGCUGUUAUCCGAAGAUGACCGCUAUCAACGUUACAUUAGACAACUGUACCACCGUCGUUCAGAUGCCUGUGUGUCAGGGCCAAUGUCUGUCUCCGCCCAGGGUCGUGUUACACGGUGACCUGCAGGUGACGCAGAAGAGCAAUUGCUGUAAGGCUCAGAGCUCAGAGAAGAGACAAGUGACCCUGCAGUGCCUCGAACGCAAGACCCUGGACUACACCUACAAGCACAUCACCAGCUGUGAGUGCAAAGGCUGUAACAUGAGCUGAAAAGUCUUGGCUGCACAGACCGGAGCCAAGAAUAAGCUUUUUCAUCACGUUUCCUUUAUUACAUUUUCACAACAAAAUCUAAUGUAUUCAAAUUGAAUUGCUUAUAAAUGUAUAUCCCUCACUUUAUUUCUUUGUUUAGGGCAAUUGCUUAAUCUGCUUUAGAUCAAAUAAACUAAAACAUUGUCUACUUGCC